Molecule: messenger RNA, 942 nt
Organism: Aureobasidium pullulans EXF-150
Lineage: Eukaryota; Fungi; Ascomycota; Dothideomycetes; Dothideales; Saccotheciaceae
Exons: 1
Coding region: 1-942 (313 amino acids)
Source: RefSeq, a predicted model, not a curated record
AUGGCAUCUACCAUGAGCAACAAGCGUCAACGCGUAGAACCUCCCACCCAAUACCAACACGACCUGCCUUUCGGAUAUCCCCAAACCCUUUCUCAACAGCCCCAACAUUUCCAACAAUUCCAACAACAUCAAGCACCGGCAAUAGAAAUCAACGUAACCAAUUGCACAAGAACACCCGAAGAAACCGGAUGGGUCGUCAACUCGGUACACAAACUGGACGAGACCACUUUACGCAAACUCGUGAUCCUAUCCGCCUUGAGCCAUCAAGACAUGUAUAUUGCCCUAUGGAACGAAUUGCAACAAAUCGAAUACGCCCGAACGAUGAGACAGCAGGAAGAAUUACAAGCUCAACAAGACCAACUAGCCAAAGAGAACGCACAAAUCAUCGACUUUCGCUCAAAUGUCAAUCAAGUCGACUACGUUAUCAAUGAAAAAUGGUCUAGAUUGAGGGGCUCGAAACAAUACGACAAAGCAGGAGAUGCAGCGGAAUUGGUGAAUGAUGAAAUCACCGAGAUCGUGGGAUCGGUCGCACCGCACAGUAACUCCACGACCAAGAUAAACGCCAUCCUGGCACUCUGUGAUAUCGGUAGUAUCGUGGCUGCGGGUGGCGAUUGUAUUGGCGCUGAAGUACGGAAACAAGUCGGCUAUGAUGAAGAGCUGGUGAAUGCCUUAUGGACAAUCGUAGAGACCAUGUCUGCUGGAGACAAGAUGGCCAUGACAGCCGAAGACAUUCAACUUCUUGAAGCCUUUGACAAGGAGAGAAAGGGGUAUUGUGUCUUUGAUGGCUUUGACGAAGUGCUUGAACAUUUCAAGAAGGCUAUCGAAGAUACCUCGAGUGUUGAAUCUGAUGACGAUGACGAUUAUGGCGAUAUUGAUGAGCAAGCUUUGCUCAACAAGUCUGAUGCCAUCGAGGGAACGGCUUCUCAGCCUAUUACUCUGUGA